CGAGCCUCUCGUGCCGUGCUGUUUCCAGAGCGGUCUCCCCCUAAUUACUCCCCUCUUCCACCGGUAUCAGCUGUUUAACGGCGACACAAUGACUGAUAAAGACGCUGCAUUUGAUGAUGCUGUGGAGGAAAGGGUGAUCAAUGAGGAGUACAAGAUCUGGAAGAAGAACACCCCUUUCCUCUAUGACCUGGUCAUGACUCAUGCCCUGGAGUGGCCCAGUCUCACCGCCCAGUGGCUGCCAGAUGUUACCAGACCAGAGGGAAAAGAUUACAGUGUGCACCGGCUGGUUCUGGGGACACACACGUCCGAUGAGCAAAAUCACCUUGUGAUUGCCAGUGUUCAGCUCCCAAAUGAUGAUGCCCAGUUUGACGCCUCACAUUAUGAUAGUGAAAAAGGAGAGUUUGGAGGAUUUGGAUCAGUAAGUGGUAAAAUCGAGAUUGAGAUCAAAAUCAACCAUGAGGGAGAGGUGAACAGAGCCCGCUACAUGCCCCAGAAUCCCUGCAUCAUUGCCACCAAGACCCCCACUAGUGACGUGUUGGUCUUUGAUUACACAAAGCAUCCCUCUAAACCAGACCCCUCUGGAGAAUGCACCCCUGACCUGCGGUUGAGAGGUCACCAGAAAGAAGGCUAUGGCCUCUCCUGGAACCCAAACCUCAGCGGCUGCCUCCUCAGUGCUUCUGAUGACCAUACUAUUUGCUUGUGGGACAUUAGCACUGUGCCCAAAGAAGGAAAAAUUGUUGACGCCAAGACAAUCUUCACAGGCCACACUGCUGUGGUCGAGGACGUCUCCUGGCACCUGCUCCAUGAGUCACUCUUUGGAUCUGUUGCUGAUGACCAGAAACUCAUGAUUUGGGACACACGGUCCAACAACACCUCCAAGCCCAGCCAUGCAGUGGAUGCCCACACCGCUGAGGUCAACUGCCUGUCCUUCAAUCCCUACAGCGAGUUCAUACUGGCCACUGGCUCAGCAGAUAAAACUGUGGCUCUGUGGGACCUGAGGAACUUGAAACUGAAGCUGCACUCUUUUGAGUCACAUAAAGACGAAAUCUUCCAGGUUCAGUGGUCUCCUCAUAAUGAAACUAUCCUGGCCUCCAGCGGCACAGACAGACGACUCAAUGUCUGGGACCUCAGUAAGAUCGGAGAGGAGCAGUCUCCUGAAGAUGCUGAGGACGGCCCUCCUGAGUUGCUGUUCAUCCACGGCGGACACACAGCUAAGAUCUCAGACUUCUCCUGGAACCCCAACGAGCCAUGGGUCAUCUGUUCUGUAUCAGAGGACAAUAUUAUGCAAGUCUGGCAGAUGGCUGAAAACAUCUACAACGACGAGGACCCAGAAGGUGCUACAGAUUCAGAGGUCCAGGCAUGAUUCCCAUCUCCACAUCUCUUCCUUCGACCUGCUUGUUAAAAAUGGAUAUAUUUUCCACUGCUGGGUGCGUUAGCAGUAAUGUUUUUUUAAUGAACAUUUUGGGCAGCCGUGUUUUUUGUAGAAAACGAAAGAAUAAAUUGCUGAGCUGUCAUCAUGUUUAAGUAUUUAAAACAAGUCUAUCAGUUGGAUUUUUAGGUCUUUUUAGUUUUUCAAACUUCCAGUACUCAACUCUGACUCUCAUCUAUGAUCAAACCUGAAAGGUGUGCCCUUCAUCAUUCAGACUUGCCUUUUGUAUGGUUUUAUUUCUUCCCUCUGUGCAAAACAUUUCUACCAAGAUCCAUUUUUAUUAAAAUUGUACAUAACGUAGGUUUUACUUUAUUUGCUUGAUUCACAUAUGAAUUUUCCAGAUUGUUUGUUGCGUCUCUUAUAUGUGUUUUUCUCUGCAUUUUUUUUGUGUUUUUCUGUGCUGCAUCUGAACUUUUGUGCACUUAAGUAUAUUCAUAAUAAAAUAUUUACAGUUAAU
Molecule: messenger RNA, 1886 nt
Organism: Scomber japonicus (chub mackerel)
Lineage: Eukaryota; Metazoa; Chordata; Actinopteri; Scombriformes; Scombridae
Product: histone-binding protein RBBP4
Exons: 11
Coding region: 89-1363 (424 amino acids)
Biological process (GO): regulation of gene expression
Cellular component (GO): ESC/E(Z) complex; nucleus; NuRD complex
Molecular function (GO): histone binding
Source: RefSeq, a predicted model, not a curated record